Molecule: messenger RNA, 1702 nt
Organism: Paralichthys olivaceus (Japanese flounder)
Lineage: Eukaryota; Metazoa; Chordata; Actinopteri; Pleuronectiformes; Paralichthyidae
Product: thyroxine 5-deiodinase
Biological process (GO): thyroid hormone metabolic process
Molecular function (GO): thyroxine 5'-deiodinase activity
Source: RefSeq, a predicted model, not a curated record
GCCCGGAGUUGACGGGAGGUAAUCCCCACCAUGUGAGUGGGCGGUGCGGGUACCGGAGGCGUGUUUUUUUUUCUUUUUUUCCAUUAUUCAAAUUCUGCUGUACCUAUAAAAAGGGCGCCUGUGUGCGUCAGAUAGUUUCUCCAAUGGGUAAAGGUGACUAAAUACUAGUUUGUCUCUUUCGCCGGCCAAGUCGCAUCCCAUCGUCUUGGGGGGGAAAGAGAUGGUGCACGACUCCGGCGGUGUCCAAAUGGCGAGGGCGCUGAAGCAUGCGGCGCUGUGCCUGAUGCUGCUGCCCCGGUUCCUCCUGGCCGCCGUCAUGCUCUGGCUCCUGGAUUUCUUGUGCAUCAGGAAAAAAGUGCUGCUGAAAAUGGGGGAGAGGCAGGACGGCCCGGACGACCCGCCGGUGUGUGUCUCCGACUCCAACAAGAUGUUCACCUUGGAGUCCCUCAGGGCUGUGUGGUACGGCCAGAGGCUGGACUUUUUCAAAUCCGCGCACCUCGGACGCGCGGCGCCCAACACCGAGGUGGUGCUGGUGCAGGAGGGGCGGCAGGUCCGGAUCCUGGACUGCAUGAAAGGGAAGAGACCGCUCAUUCUUAACUUUGGCAGCUGCUCCUGACCCCCGUUCAUGACGCGCCUGGCCGCGUUUCAGCGCGUCGUGAGCCAGUACGCGGACAUUGCGGACUUUUUAGUUGUAUAUAUCGAGGAGGCGCAUCCUUCGGACGGCUGGGUGAGCUCGGACGCGCCGUAUCAGAUCCCCAAGCACCGCUGCCUGGAGGACCGGCUCCGAGCCGCGCAGCUGAUGCUCAGCGAGGUGCCCGGGGGCAACGUGGUGGUGGACAACAUGGACAACUCGUCCAACGCCGCGUACGGAGCCUACUUUGAGAGACUUUACAUCGUGAGGGACGAGCGGGUGGUGUACCAGGGGGGCAGGGGUCCGGAGGGAUACCAAAUAUCGGGGCUCAGGGACUGGCUGGAGCAGUACAGGAGCGACCUGGUGAAUUCCAAGACACCGGUGCUCCAUGUGUAGCUGAGGAUGCUGAACCGCCUGCUGCUCUGCCCAUUCUGCCUCAGUGUCCAGCCCACAGUGCAAACUAUCAGAUGCUGCUAUCAAAUGCUCUCACAGGGCACAUUGUGUUGGUUUAUUUUUCACGCGUAAAGACAUAAAGACAUAAACAGGACUCAUCGCCUGAAAUCACGCUGAAGCCUCUCCCCAGGCUGAUAUACUGAAACAUUGAUAAGUUGACUCAUUGUGCUUGUCUCGAUCGUAAUUGAUUAAUUGCUAAUAGCGAUUUUUUUUGUAUGAAAAAGUGUUGGAUAAGUGGAAACUGGAUUCAAUUAGUGAUCACUCUAUUUUUCUACAGUGUGUGUGUGUGUGUGUGUGUGUGUGUGUGUGUGUGUGUGUGUGUGUGUGUGUGUGCGUGCGUGCGUGCGUGCGUGCGUGCGUGUGUGCGCGCUCAUGUUAAUAUGUCGCUCCUCUCAUGGUGUUUCUAUGAAGGUCGGUUUUUAAAAGGCGCAGCCAGAGAACCGACACUGAUCUUUUCCCUGACACCAGGAGCGGGUCCAUAUUAACGGGGAAGCCCUUCGUCCUCCUCCGUGCGCCAAACCAUGUGUGUAACAUGUUGACAACAAUGUGUAACUGAACAAAUGUUUCUAAUAAAUGUCAGAUCACUCAUCCAUGAUGUGCUGUUGACUGUGGAACCAA